Hyphopichia burtonii NRRL Y-1933 is the source of this 1803-nucleotide messenger RNA. RefSeq names its product Frp1p (gene FRP1). Gene Ontology annotation, molecular function: ferric-chelate reductase activity. The transcript is spliced from 2 exons. Bases 148 to 1803 code for a protein of 551 amino acids. The record is from RefSeq and is a predicted model, not a curated record. Lineage: Eukaryota; Fungi; Ascomycota; Pichiomycetes; Serinales; Debaryomycetaceae. Gene Ontology annotation, cellular component: plasma membrane. Gene Ontology annotation, biological process: intracellular iron ion homeostasis; iron ion transport; copper ion import.
CUCUCUUCUCUCUUCCUUUUUUCUUAGUCUUUUCCCUACUAGUUUAAGAUCACCAGAUUUCCUGUUUCUAUAUAUUUCGAUAAAUUUCAAGAGGAAAGCUGUUCGUUUGUCGAGUAUCAAUCGAGGUCCUAAAUAAUUCUAAGCAAAAUGCCUGUUCCAUACUAUUUACAAUAUCAUGUGGAGAAAUCUUUGAACACCAAAUAUCAAUGGUUGACGUUAGUGUGUAAUGUAGCAUUAUUGGUAUUCCAUGGAAUACUAUUUCACUGGAUCCCCAUGUAUGUGAGAUACCGAAGGGAUAUUCAUGCUUUGAAAAACCCUUUUAUUUUCAAAAUACUAAAAUAUUGGUCUUAUGUUAACAGAUCUUUCAAUAUAAAAAUUCCUUUCAAGAAUAGAGGAUUCUUGUUUCAACCAAGUUUGCUAUUCUUAUAUGUGGUCCAUGCAGCGUACAACGGAGUAUUCUGUUAUGCUCAAACGGAAGAGAUCACCUAUAAUCCAAAAAUCUAUGUCGUUGGUAAAAGAAUGGGUAGAAUCGCCGUUGGUAACAUUCCAUUCAUAUUAUUCUGUAUUAUGAAGAAUGAUCUAUUCUGCGCAAUAUCAGGACUUCAACAUGAUAAGUUAAUUUUAUUUCAUAAGUGGGUUGCUAGAACAACAUGGCUAUUGGUGACAAUUCAUAUGUCCCUAUGUUUGAAGUAUUGGUUAGAUUUAGACUUAAAGAUAAUGGUUUUGAUUCCACCCCAAAUCUUUGGUAUGAUAUCUUACAGCUGUAUGACAUUUUUAACAUGGGCAAGUAUGAGGUUUAUCAGAAGAUGGGCCUUCGACUUUUUUUUGGUACAACACCGUGUUUUCAAUCUUAUAAUGCUUUUAUUUGCUCUUUUCCACAGCUUAAGUAGUAAAGCAGCUUUAAUUUUGGCAAUCCACAUGGUGGUAUUGGAUAGAAUAGUAUCAAGAAUUAUCGGCAUAAUUCACAAAAGAAAAACCCCCACCAAAGGAGUGUCAGAUUUUGAAAUCUUAGAUAAUGAAACUAUAUUGGUUACUAUCCCAAUAAAGAACACCAGGAUGAAUGCUGAUAAAUGGUAUUAUUCCUUCAUACCUAAAGUUGGGACCUGGAAAGCUGGUCAGCAUAUAUAUUUAAAUGUUAGCAAGGUUAAAUACUUCCAAUAUCAUCCAUUUACUAUUUCGAGUUUAUCACAAACUGGAGAAAUUAAGUUAAUUAUCAGAAAGCAAAAAGGGUUCACCAAAAAGUUGAUGGAUAAAUUGAUCACUUCACAAUCUCCACAGGAUUCUGAAAGUGAAAUUUCGAUUAGUCAAGAGCCGAAUGCCGUUCAACUCAAAGCUCAAUUCUAUGGUCCAUUUGGCGCAAAUCAUCAGCCCUUGAUAACUUUUGAUUCAGUAAUGUUUCUAGCUGCCGGUUCAGGGGCGUCGUUUGUCUUACCAGUUUGUAAUGAUCUAUUGAAGAAAAUCGAGAUACGAGAAAUGGAAAGAGACUACCUCAACCGUCCAAGUAAAGCUCGUAUUUGUCUUAUUUGGACAAUCAAGAGACCAGAAAACGAACUUUGGUUUCAACAUGCGCUUGAUGAAUUAAAACCAUAUAUCAAAAAAGGGAUGCUUCAAGUUCAAAUUUUUAUUACCCAAGCCAGUUAUGAAACAACAACAACAUCAUCAUAUUCAAAUUUUAAAUCUUUCGCGGUUAUGGGUUGUGGACCUGAUCAAUUUUCAAAUCAAGUCAAACUUGAAUGUCAAAGAAGCAGAUUCUUAAAAGGACCAGGUCCUCUUGAUGUUUACUGUUAUACAGAAUCAUUUUAG